UAGUGUUGCACAAUCAUAUCACAUUUUAGAAGGCUUGAAACCCAUUUCACCACCAAGGUAAAAGAGAAGAUGAAAGCCAAUAGGACUGCAACUUUGAUCAAGCUUUUGGUACUCUUGUGCCUAUCAGUCCUUUGUGUUUCAAAGGAUUUUGAUUUCUUCUACUUUGUUCAGCAGUGGCCUGGAUCAUACUGUGACACAAAGCAAAGUUGUUGCUACCCAACUACUGGGAAACCUGCAGCUGAUUUUGGCAUUCAUGGGCUUUGGCCUAAUUACCAGGAUGGGAACUACCCACAAAACUGCGAUUCCAAAAACCCCUUCAAUCCAGAUAAGGUUGCCGACCUCAGGAGCAGUAUGCAAAAGAAUUGGCCAACACUCGCUUGCCCAAGCGGCAAUGGAGUAAGCUUUUGGACACAUGAAUGGGAAAAGCAUGGGACAUGCUCCGAGUCUGUUCUUGACCAACAUGGAUACUUCCAAGCAGCCCUCAGUUUGCAAAAGCAGGCUAACCUCCUUCAGGCUCUAGCAAGUGCAGGAAUAAACCCAGAUGGAGGAUCAUACAGCAUGAGCAAUAUUAAAAGAGCUAUACAAGAGGCUGUAGGAUUUACUCCAUGGAUAGAGUGCAAUACUGAUGCAUCAGGGAACAGUCAACUUUAUCAAAUUUACCUGUGCGUGGAUACUACUGGGAAAAAUCUCAUCGAAUGUCCAGUGUUUCCCAAAGGCAAAUGUGGCUCAGAGAUUGAGUUUCCUUCUUUUUAGACCCUCGAUUUAGACUGAAUUGAUAUGUGUCCUUUCGUCUUAUUCACUGAUAGUUCAUUUUAUCACAGUCGUCGUCUCAGUGACCGCUGUAUUUGUUUUCCUAGCGAGUUAAAGCUAAUGUCAAUGUGGGUUUUUCUUUUUCUCAAGAAAAAAGAGUAUAAAGUCUUUCUUUCAGUCA
This is a messenger RNA of Populus trichocarpa (black cottonwood), 931 nucleotides long. RefSeq names its product ribonuclease 1. Gene Ontology annotation, molecular function: RNA binding; ribonuclease T2 activity. The record is from RefSeq and is a predicted model, not a curated record. Gene Ontology annotation, cellular component: extracellular region. Lineage: Eukaryota; Viridiplantae; Streptophyta; Magnoliopsida; Malpighiales; Salicaceae. Bases 70 to 753 code for a protein of 227 amino acids. Gene Ontology annotation, biological process: RNA catabolic process. The transcript is spliced from 4 exons.